Messenger RNA from Nerophis ophidion (straightnose pipefish), 2916 nucleotides. RefSeq names its product carboxypeptidase A5 (gene cpa5). Gene Ontology annotation, molecular function: metallocarboxypeptidase activity; zinc ion binding. Lineage: Eukaryota; Metazoa; Chordata; Actinopteri; Syngnathiformes; Syngnathidae. The coding region runs from base 16 to 1461 and encodes 481 amino acids. The transcript is spliced from 12 exons. The record is from RefSeq and is a predicted model, not a curated record. Gene Ontology annotation, biological process: proteolysis.
AAGUGACUUGUCAGAAUGUUGUUUCACACUCACUUGGAUGACACGACGACAUCUUGGCAGCCAGCAGGUACACGCAGAACAGAUCAGAGCGACGUGGGAAGUGAAGCAGCCGCUGGUGGAGGUGACGUGUCCCAGCGGCAGGUGCAUAAAGCUGAGAGCCUGCAGGCUGCGGGCAGGCUGAGAGUUUCUCUCAAGAUGAAGGUUCUGCUGCUGUUGGUCGUGCUGCUCGCUGAUGCACUCAGCAAGGACACCUUCGAAGGACAUCAGGUCCUUCGCAUCGUAGCAGAAGAUGAAGUCCAGUUGUCUCUUCUGGCGCAGCUCAGAGACGUGGAGGAACUUCAACUGGACUUCUGGAUGGAGGUUAUUGACGUGAACAAUUUUGUGGAUGUCAGAGUUCCUGUCCACAGUCUGGAGUCUGUCAAAGGUUACUUGGACAACAACAACAUCCGCUUCUCCGUCAUGAUCGAAGAUCUGCAGGCGAUCCUGGACGAGGAACAGGAGGAGAUGGACGCUUCCACUCGUGAAGCCGAGCCCAGAAACACGGACAGCUUCGACUUCUACAGAUACCACAGCAUCAGCGAGCUGUACAGGUUCCAGGACAUGCUGGUUGCUGAGAAUCCCACACUGGUCAGCAAGCUGGUGAUUGGUCAGAGUUACGAGCGUCGUCCCCUCAACGUGCUCAAGUUCAGUACCGGUGGAAGCAAGCGUCCCGCCAUCUGGAUUGACACGGGGAUCCACUCCAGGGAGUGGGUGACCCAGGCUAGCGGUGCCUGGUUCGCCAAGAAGAUCGUGAGCGACUACGGCCGCGACCCCGCGCUCACCACCAUCCUCAACAAGAUGGACAUCUUCCUGGAGAUGGUCACCAACCCUGACGGAUACUACUACACCCACACUAGUAACCGCAUGUGGCGCAAGACCAGGAAGCCCAAUCCUGGUUCUAGCUGUGUCGGUGUCGACCCCAACAGGAACUGGGAUGCUGGUUUUGGAGGACCCGGGGCCAGCGGUAGUCCUUGCUCCGAGACAUACCGUGGAACCAGAGCCCAUUCCGAGUCGGAAGUCAAGUCCAUCGUGGACUUUGUGAAGUCUCAUGGCAACAUCAAGUCCUUCGUGUCCAUCCACUCGUACUCGCAGAUGCUGCUCUACCCAUACGGCUACACCCGGACCCCCGUCAGGGACCAGGCUGAGCUGCACAGUCUAGCCAAGAAGGCCAUCACUGACCUGGCAUCCUUGUACCGCACUCGCUACAGAUACGGAAGCAUCAUCAGCACCAUCUACCAGGCCAGCGGCGGCACCAUCGACUGGACCUACAACCAAGGCAUCAAGUACUCCUUCACCUUCGAGCUGAGGGACACUGGACGUUACGGCUUCAUUCUGCCCGCCAACCAGAUCGUGCCCACAGCCAAGGAGACAUGGUUGGCCCUCAUGGCCAUCAUGGACCACGCCUCCAAGAACCUGUACUGACCUGCACGGCGCCGCCUGUAGGGGGGAUGUUGUUUGACGCCUCGCCUGUCUUAAAGCAGACCAAUAAAAGAAUGCAAGUGUCUGAUUGUUGGAGGCCAUUUGUAUCUAUCUAUGUACAGUGGGGUGAAAAAGUAUUGUGCAAGUUCUCCCACUUAAAAUGAUGACAGAGGUCUGUAAUUUUCAUCAUAGGUACACUUCAACUGUGCGAGACAGAAUGUGGAAAAAAAAUCCAGGAAUUCACAUUGUAGGAAUUUUAAAGAAUUUAUUUGUAAAUUAUGGUGGAAAAUAGGUAUUUGGUCAACCAUUCAAAGCUCUCACUGAUGGAAGGUUUUGGCUCAAAAUCUCACGAUACAUGGCCCCAUUCAUUCUUUCCUUAACACGGAUCAAUCGUCCUGUCCCCUUAGCAGAAAAACAGACCCCAAAGCAUGAUGUUUCCACCCCCAUGCUUCACAGUAGGUAUGGUGUUCUUGGGAUGCAACUCAGUAUUCAACGGCGAGUUGAGUUUAUACCAAAAUGGAUACAUGGAUGAUACAGCGGAGGAUUGGGAGAGUGUCAUGUGGUCAGAUGAAACCAAAAUAGAACUUUUUGGUAUAAACUCAACUCGCCCUGUCGGGCCAAUACUUUCAUACUUUCAACAAGUUGCAAACAUGUUUACAUAAGAUGACGGGAAAAAAAAAUGACAUGAAAUAUUGCCAUGAUUCUAUAAUUUUAUUUCAAAUCAAAAGGCCAACGUACUUGAAAAUGACAAGAACAUCAGUUCUGGUCUUGCACGAUUGAAACCAACAACACAACAAGGCAGCGACACACACACAUACACACACUACUACCAUGAAUUGAUUAACGUGGACCCCGACUUAAGUUGAAAAACUUAUUCGGGUGUUACCAUUUAGUGGUCAAUUGAACGGAAAUAUGUACUGAACUGUGCAAUCUACUAAUAAAAAGUAUCAAUCAAUCAAAACACACACACACAAAAGACGAUUAGUAAAAAUCAGCCUCAUCAAAUCAUUAAGACAGUUGUGAUAAAUGAUGCAUUUGACAAAAAUACAGUGUUAUAAAUGCAUCUUUUGUCUUAUGAACAUUCAGUUUUUCAGCACACACACACACGCACGCGCGCACACACACACAAAAGAAAACACAAUUAGUAAAAAUCAGCCUCAAGUCAUUAAGAGAGUUGUGAUAAAAGAUGCAUUUGUUAUAAAUGCAUCUUUUGUCUUAUGAACAUUCAGUUGUUCAGUACACACGCACACACACACACGCACAUGCACACACGCACAACCACGCACACGCACGCACACGCACGCACACACACACACACACAAGAAAACACAAUUAGUAAAAAUUAGCCUCAUCACUGAAUCAAAUCAUUAUGACAGUUGUGAUACAUGAAGCAGUUUUACACACACACACACACACACACACACACACACACACACACACACACACACACACACACAC